Molecule: messenger RNA, 900 nt
Organism: Gastrolobium bilobum
Lineage: Eukaryota; Viridiplantae; Streptophyta; Magnoliopsida; Fabales; Fabaceae
Product: putative B3 domain-containing protein Os03g0621600
Exons: 6
Coding region: 1-900 (299 amino acids)
Molecular function (GO): DNA binding
Source: RefSeq, a predicted model, not a curated record
AUGGAGGUGGUGGAUAAGCUGAAGUUGGCGAAUAUGAAGGGGGAGGAGGAUAUAAGGAUGGUGGAUAGGGAGAUGAAGAUGCUUCCAAUAAAGUUUGUGAGGAAAUAUGGAGAAAGCUUACCAAACUCCAUACUUCUCAAGCUUUCAAGCAGUGCAGAAUGGACAGUAAACUUGGAGAAACAUGAUGGUAGAGUUUGGCUUCAAAAUGGUUGGAAAGAAUUUGUGGAGUAUCACAAUCUAGCUUAUGGGCACUUAUUGGUUUUCAGAUAUGAAGGAACAUCUCAUUUUCAUGUAUUCAUCUUUGACCCGAGUACCAUGGAAAUUGACUACCCCCUCUUAGAUCCUAAAAGGGCCUGCAAUGGUGAACAUAAACCAAGUAAGAAACGGAGAACGAAUGAAAAUAGUAACAAAUAUGACAGUUAUUCCAAUUUGCAAGACAUUUCUUUUCAUUCAACAAGUCAAAGACGAGAAAGACAUGGUUUGUUGAAGAAUCUAAGUGAAAUGUCAUCCAAUACUUCCUUCGCGGUGGAAAUAAAACCAAGGCACUUAAGGAAAUACAUUGCCUUGCCAAAAGGCUCUCUGAAGGGCUACGUCAAACCUGGUGGACAAAAUGUUACGCUGCUGGUUGGUAACAGAUCAUGGAAGGUUAAUUUGAUCUAUUACCCAAAGAAACCAAUGACUUGCUUCUCUGCACGUUGGUUAAUUUUCUCAAGGGAAAAUGAUUUAAAAGUAGGAGAUGUUUGCUUGUUCGAGCUGUUAGAGUGUAGUGAUGAUGACUUGCUUAAGGGAAAUGAUGAAAAGUUUGAUGAUACCUUUGCAAAGGGUAUCGUCAGCUUUUUGAAAUGUUAUUUGAGCAUAGGAGGGUGUCUUAGUACAUGGCUGAAAGAGAUAGAACUUUAA